Molecule: messenger RNA, 1325 nt
Organism: Condylura cristata (star-nosed mole)
Lineage: Eukaryota; Metazoa; Chordata; Mammalia; Eulipotyphla; Talpidae
Gene: NR1I2
Product: nuclear receptor subfamily 1, group I, member 2
Exons: 8
Coding region: 186-1325 (379 amino acids)
Biological process (GO): negative regulation of transcription by RNA polymerase II; positive regulation of transcription by RNA polymerase II; cell differentiation
Molecular function (GO): nuclear receptor activity; RNA polymerase II cis-regulatory region sequence-specific DNA binding; zinc ion binding
Source: RefSeq, a predicted model, not a curated record
GAGGCCUGGAAGAAGUAAACCUGGAGGUGGGACCUGGAGAAAGCUGGAACCAUGCUGACCUUGUGCACAGCAAAGAAGCAGAUGCCAUUUCUGGAAAGCCCACCAUUGAUGUGGAUGAGGAAGAGGGGGCCCCCCAAAUCUGCCGCGUAUGUGGGGACAAGGCCACUGGUUAUCACUUCAAUGUCAUGACAUGUGAAGGAUGCAAGGGCUUUUUCAGGAGGGCCAUAAAACGCAAUGUCUGGCUGAGGUGCCCUUUCCAGAAGGGCACCUGUGAGAUCACUCAGAAGACCCGGAGGCAAUGCCAGGCCUGCCGUUUGCAAAAGUGCCUGGAGAGCGGCAUGAAGAAGGAAAUGAUCAUGUCCGAUGCGGCGGUGGAACAGAGGCGAGCCUUGAUCAGGAGGAAGAAGAGAGAGCGGGGUGACUCCCAGCUGCUAGGAGCAAAGGGUCUGACCCAGGAGCAGCAGAUGAUGAUCAGGGAGCUGAUGGAUGCGCAGACGAAAACCUUUGACACCACCUUCUCCCAUUUCAAGGACUUCCGGCUGCCAGCUAUGCUUGGCGGUGGCUGUGAGAAUCCAGAGUCUCUGUGCACUCCAUCAAGAGAGGAAGCUGCCAAGUGGCACCAGAUCAAGGAGGACUUGUGCUCUGUGAAGGUCUCUCUGCAGCUGCACGGGGAGGAUGGCAGCGUCUGGAACUACAAACCCCCAAUAGACUGCAACGGGAAAGAGAUCUUUUCCCUGCUGCCUCAUAUAGCCGACUUGUCAACCUACAUGUUCAAAGGCAUCAUCAACUUUGCCAAAGUCAUCUCCCACUUCAGGGACUUGCCCAUGGAGGACCAGAUUUCGCUGCUGAAGGGGGCCACCUUUGAGCUGUGCCAACUCAGGUUCAACACGGUGUUCAAUGCAGAGACUGGGACCUGGGAGUGCGGUCGGCUGUCCUACUGCUUGGAAGACCCUGCAGGCGGCUUCCAGCAGCUUCUCCUAGAGCCGGUGCUGAAAUUUCACUACAUGCUGAAGAAGCUGCAGCUGCGUCAGGAGGAAUACGUGCUGAUGCAGGCCAUCUCCCUUUUCUCCCCAGACCGCCCGGGAGUAGUGCAGCACCAGAUGGUGGACCAGCUGCAGGAGCAAUUUGCUAUCACCCUGAAGGCCUACAUCGAGUGCAACCGGCCUCAGCCCGCCCACAGGUUCCUGUUCCUGAAGAUCAUGGCCAUGCUCACCGAGCUCCGCAGCAUCAAUGCCCAACACACCCAGCGACUGCUGCGCAUCCAGGACAUUCACCCAUUUGCCACCCCCCUCAUGCGGGAAUUGUUCAGCAUGGCGGAUGGCUAA